This is a messenger RNA of Salvelinus sp. IW2-2015, 2660 nucleotides long. The record is from RefSeq and is a predicted model, not a curated record. NCBI's taxonomy places the organism in Eukaryota, Metazoa, Chordata, Actinopteri, Salmoniformes, Salmonidae.
UUCUAGAGCAACGAAAGUAGUAUCAUUCGGCUAGUGUGUGCACCACAAUGUCAGCAGCCAUGGAUUCAAUCAGUUGUUCAAUAUGUCUGGAUCUACUGAAGGAUCCGGUGACUAUUCCCUGUGGACACAGCUACUGUAUGGGCUGUAUUAAGGACUGCUGGGAUCAGGAUUAUGUGAUGGGUUUUCUGAUCAGCUGCCCUCAGUGCAGACAGACCUUCAUCCCAAGGCCGGUUCUAAAGAAAAGCACCAUGCUAGCAGAAUUGGUGGAGAAUCUGAAGAAGACAGGACUCCAAGCUGCUACCCCUGCUCACCAUUAUGCUGGACCUGAAGAUGUAGCGUGUGAUGUCUGCACUGGGAGAAAACUCAAAGCGGUCAAGUCCUGUCUGGUGUGUCUGGCAUCUUACUGUGAGACUCACCUCCAGCCUCACUAUGAAUCUCCUACCUUUAAGAAGCACAAGCUGGUCAAAGCCUCCACACAACUAGAGGAGAAGAUCUGCUCUCAUCAUGACAAACUGGUGGAGAUUUACUGCCGUACUGAUCAGCAGUUUAUCUGUUAUCUGUGUACAAUGGAUGAACAUAAAGGCCAUGAUACUGUCUCAGCUGAAUCAGAAAGGACUGAGAGACAGAGCCAGGUGGGGGAAAAACAACAGAAAUCCAAACAGAGAAUCCAGGAUAAAGAGAAUGAGAUGCAAGAGGUGAGACAGGCUGUGUAUUCACUCAAGUGCUCUGCAGAGGCAGCGGUGAAGAACAGUGAGAGGAUCUUUACUGAACUGAUCCGCUCCAUUGAGAGAAGGCGCUCUGAGGUGAAACAGUUGAUUAGAGCCCAGGAGAAGGCUGAAGUGAGUCGAGCUGAAGGACUGCUGAAGCAACUGGACCAGGAGAUGGCUGAGCUGAGGAGGAGAGAGGCCGAGUUGGAGRAGCUCUCACACACAGAAGACAACAUCCAAUUCCUCCAGAGUUUCCAGUCUCUCUCUGUCCCUCUUGGAUCUAAGGCSUUACCCAGCAUCACUUUCAAUCAACACGUCUCCUUUGAGUAUAUAAGGAAAUCAGUCGCUGGGCUGAAAAGUCAAGUUGAAAAMAUCUGCUCUGGGGAAAUUGCCAAGAUCUCUGUAAAAAUGACAAAAGUCCACAUUGUUCCACCUUCUGAGCCCCGUUGUCUUCCGUCAUUUGGCACAACUCAGUCUACACUGUCAGUUGGAGGACUAGCAUCACAUGGGAAUGACACCACCUGUCAGAAGACAAGGCCUGAACCCAAAACCAGAGAGGAGUUCUUGAAAUGUUCCUGCCAGCUCACAUUGGAUCCCAACACAGCGCAUAAAGAGCUGCGUCUGUCUGAGGGGAACAGGAAGGUAACAUGGAGUGAUAACGACCAGCUUUAUCCUGACCAUCCAGACAGAUUUACCACCUACGCUCAGGUGUUGUGUAGAGAGGGUCUGUCUGGAGCCUGCUACUGGGAGGUGGAGUGGACCGGGGUGGAGGUUUGUAUAGCUGUCUCAUAUAAAGGGAUCAGCAGGAGAGGACAUKAUGAGUGGUUAAGAAGCAGUAAUCAGGCCUGGUGUUUGGAGUGUGGUGCCUCUCGCUGCUACUUCUAUCACAAUGAUAAACAGACUGACAUACCAGUCCCCCGCUCCACCAGAGUAGUAGGAAUGUACUUGGACCACAAGGCAGGAACUCUGUCCUUCUACAGUGUCUUUGACACAAUGACCCUUCUCCACAGAGURCAGACCAAUUUCACUCAACCCCUUUAUCCUGGGUUCUAUGUCACUACGUCUCUCAAGAUACUGACACCGACACAGUGAUGAGUUACAGUGAGUUACAGUUAUACAGUUAGAAUUAAGACAAGCAAAAGGGUCAGAAUAGUGACCGGAAAGAUCCAUAUUAUAAGAUGUUAAGAAGUAUUACCAAGUUUAAAUAAAUGUGCAGAUAAAUUAUCCUGAUUCUAUUGCCUUAGUGCAUUUUUCUYAAAUGGGUUUUGUAUAAAACUCCCACUUCCACAGUCAGCAUGAGCCCUCUACCAGGGAGGAACACAGGCAGGUACAGUACGUAAUAUAAAUACCUUGUCUUUAUACAGUGGCGUGUAUUCACGGACGGCAAGGGUGGCCAGGCUUCCCCAUAUAUAAAAAAAAAAAUGUCUCAUUCUUCUCUCUCAGUGUGUUAAUAAUUUUCCAUCAAUUCGCAAGGGGCUGAGCGAGGGAUUUGAGCGAGGGAUACAGUGCCCCUCUGUUUCAGUAUGUGUAGCCCAAAAUAGUAUAACAUGUUGCCGCCGUAGCAUUUGAUUGAUCGAUGCCAGCAAGCAUUUGGCCUUCCUUGAUAAAAAUAUUAUAAAAUAAUUAGCCAAUCAGCUAAUGUGCUGAACUCUGGGUUGUCCUGGUGCAGUAAAACGCCUCCCAAGGGAGGGUAGUUUGGAUUUGGCCUCACACCAUUUAAAUCACCUCCUAUGCUAAAUGUAAUUUUCAUGAAAACGUGUCUGUUUCUGGUCUACUUGUGUUGAUGUUUAGCAGUAGCUAGCUUUCUAAAUCGUCCCUUUCCUAAGCCGUGGAUGGAGAUGGGGAUUUGGAAUUGUGGUUUUGGCUUAAUUCUUUGUACAGGUCAAUGAUUAUGAUCUAACCAUAAAUGAAAAUGUUGUGCCACUGGCCUUUUUAGCUAGGUAGCCUCUGACA